GCCCGGGGCGGGCGUUCCGAGCCGCGUCAGUUCCGCUUGUGUUGCGCUGCGGAGGAGCCACGCGCGGAGCAGGACAAUGCCUAAAUCAAAGGAACUUGUAUCUUCAAGCUCAUCUGCCAGUGAUUCAGAUAGUGAAGUUGACAAAAAGGCAAAGCGGAAAAAGCAAGUAACUCCAGAAAAGACUGUAAAGAAACAAAAGACUGGUGAAAGUUCAAAAGGUGCAGCUUCUUCUAAGCAAAGCAGUAACAGAGAUGAGAAUAUGUUUCAGAUUGGCAAAAUGAGGUAUGUCAGUGUUCGAGAUUUUAAAGGGAAAGUCUUAAUUGAUAUUAGAGAAUACUGGAUGGAUCAAGAAGGUGAAAUGAAGCCUGGCAGAAAAGGUAUUUCUUUAAAUCCAGAACAGUGGAACCAGCUGAAGGAACAGAUUUCUGAUAUUGAUGAUGCAGUAAGAAAACUCUAAAGACAGAGCCAUACAAAAACUUAUAUCAUUUAGUUGUAUUAAGCAGUCUUUUUACAUUGGCUUUAGUUUUCUAAAAUAUUGUUUUCCAAGCUAUUGUAUAUUUGGAUUGCAAAACAAUUUGUAAGAUGAAUACUUUUUUUAUGUGCAUUAAAAGUGUAUUCUGAGUGAGGCUAUUUGUGUAUACUUUACUAAAAGGAAUUGUGUUGCUUUCACCCCAUGGUGUAAAAUAAACAAAUUAAGUAAUAUGUAAAGCAUA
Molecule: messenger RNA, 713 nt
Organism: Melozone crissalis (California towhee)
Lineage: Eukaryota; Metazoa; Chordata; Aves; Passeriformes; Passerellidae
Gene: SUB1
Product: SUB1 regulator of transcription
Exons: 5
Coding region: 77-457 (126 amino acids)
Biological process (GO): positive regulation of transcription initiation by RNA polymerase II
Cellular component (GO): transcription regulator complex; nucleus
Molecular function (GO): transcription coactivator activity; DNA binding
Source: RefSeq, a predicted model, not a curated record